Messenger RNA from Nicotiana tabacum (common tobacco), 747 nucleotides. The record is from RefSeq and is a predicted model, not a curated record. Lineage: Eukaryota; Viridiplantae; Streptophyta; Magnoliopsida; Solanales; Solanaceae.
AUGGUGAGGCAGAAAGUCUGUGAUGUUAAGGAUCCGCUACUCUGUUUCUCCGUCCUCUCGUUGUUGCUCUCCAAAUUCUCUGUAUCUCUAUUUCGUUCCUCCGUUCUCUUUUCGCCACUUCAGAAGGGAUACAAGCUACUUGAUCUUGAGCACAAUGUGUUUUUUAUCAGCAGAGAUGUAACCUUCUUUGAUGUAGCAUUUCCUUUUCAGAAUCCAGAGAAUUCACCAAUGCUUAAUUCAAACCAGGGGCAUUCACAGUCUCUUCUAAUUCCUGUAUCAACUAAAACUCCUGAACUACAUGUAUCACAUGUUGAUUAUGUUAGAAGAUCAAGUACUGAACUACAUGUACCACCUGUUGAUGAUGUUAGAAGAUCAAGUAGGACUUCUAGGCCUCCCAUCUGGCUUAAGAAUUAUGUCAGAGCUGACAAAGCUACACAAAGCAAUAGUUGCAGAUAUCCAAUAGCUGCUGUCAUAGGCUAUGAUCAAUUGUCUCCCAAGUAUCAAAGCUACUUAUCUCAAAUCUCAUCUGAACAAGAACCCAACCGCUACUAUGAGGCUGCAAAAGAUAAAAGGUGGAUUGAGGCUAUGCAGGCAGAAAUAAAUGCAUUGGAGGAUAACAAAACUUGGGAGAUAGUACCAUUACCCCCAAGAAAAAGGGCUAUAGAGUGCAAAUGGGUGUACAAAAUUAAGUACAAGGCAACUGGAGAGGUUGAAAGAUUCAAGUCACGACUUGUGGCCAGAGGAUAG